AUGGCUCGGUACCGUCCUGCCGUUGCGAUGUUGCUGAUGAUACUCGCCACGCUGCUGCUAGCAGCACAGCCGUCCAGCGCGAACCGGCGAGCCUGGCGCAACGGUGGAAGGUUCCAGCCCCUUGACGCGCCAGCGAGCGGCGGCAAUGGCGGCAAUGGCGGAAGCGGGUCCGUCUACAUCGUGCGCCUGAGCUCCGCGCCACCGCUCGUCGAAUACCGCGGCGGAAUCGCCGGCUACCCCGCCACUGCCACGUGGGACGACGGCCGCGACGCGAAUGACGGGGCCGACGACGACGAAUCCGUACCGAAGAUGGACCUUGCAGCCACCGACGUCGCCACAGGAGCAGACGCAGCGUCUUUGCGGGCGGCGAAGCAUGAAGCCGAGGACGCAACGACUCCGGCUCCACCUCGCAGCGCUGCUGCGGCUGAUGAUGAUGCAGCGCCGUCGCGGGCGGUGAAGCAGACCGUGCCGCUGCCUUACUGGGACGGCGACUGGAGUUUUUUCUACUCAGAGCCCAAUGCAACUGCGCCUGCGCCCGCAGGAGCCACAGGCAGCGGCGGCGGCAACGGCAACGGCGGGCGCGCCGCGCGGCGCCGAAUGCGGCUGAGCAUGGACCGGCCGCAGGUGGCGGCGUUCGCGACGCUGCUGCAGCGGCAGCAGGCGCAAGUGGCAUCUGAGGCGGGCGUACUCGACUCAAACCUCAUCUACAGCUACAAGCACACCUCCAACGGCUUCGCAGCGCGCCUCACUGCGCGCCAGGUGUGGCGGCUGCAACGUCAUCCUGACGUCGCGUCCGUGACCCCUAGCCGCAUGUUCAGCGUCCAGACCACUGACUCGCCCAAGUUCCUCGUGCUCCCGGGUAAGGUGUGGCCGGCAGUGGGCGGUCAGAGCAAGGCGGGCGACGGGAUAGUGGUGGGGAUUAUCGAUUCGGGAAUCUGGCCUGAACACCCGUCGUUUGGCGAUGCAGGGAUGAGCUCGAAGCUGCCCUCCGGGUGGAAGGGCAAGUGCGAGCAGUCGAGCUCGUUCCGGUGCAACAACAAAGUGAUUGGCGCCCGGGCUUUCUACGCCGCGUUCGGCUCACCCUCGCUGCAAAAGGACUGGCUCUCGCCGCGCGACAGCAGCGGCCACGGCACGUGGUGCGCGGGUGCAGCGGGGGGCAACCCCGUGAGCAUCAACGGAGCAGGCGUGAUUGCGGCCGUUAAUCAGGCCGUGGCGGACGGUGUGGAUGUUCUUUCCCUCUCUCUAGGAGGCUUGGGUGCCAACCAAGACUAUUUCGGCGACCUCGUGUAUUUGAGGGCAAACGCUACGGGGGUGUUUGUGGCCAUGUCCGCGGGCAACAGUGGAGCCCCCGGGCGGUUGCAGGGAGGGAUUUACCGCACGGUGGCCAAUUUCUCUCCCUUCGUCCUCACCGUUGGCGCCAGCCGCAUUGCUGUUGCCAUCCAUGGCACCAUGUACCACUGGUGCUGCUGCAUGAUGUGCAUGACUCAACCUGCCUCUUUCUUUCCCAGUCCGCCCUCCACGCUUCUUUCCCAAUCCGCCCUCCACGCUUCUUUCCCAAUCCGCCCUCCACGCUUCUUGCCCAAUCCGCCCUCCACGCUUCUUGCCCAAUCCGCCCUCCAUGCUUCUUUCCCAAUCCGCCCUCCACGCUUCUUUCCCAAUCCGCCCUCCACGCUUCUUUCCCAAUCCGCCCUCCACGCUUCUUUCCCAAUCCGCCCUCCACGCUUCUUUCCCAAUCCGCCCUCCACGCUUCUUUCCCAAUCCGCCCUCCACGCUUCUUUCCCAAUCCGCCCUCCACGCUUCUUUCCCAAUCCGCCCUCCACGCUUCUUUCCCAUUCCGCCCUCCACGCUUCUUUCCCAAUCCCCCCUCCGUGCUUCCCCUUCUCCUGCAGCACCAUCGCUAAAGGAGCGUCCUUAGCUGCAGCCCGCACCACCAACAUCGCCAGCGCCACUGGCAGCACCAACAGCAGCAACAGCAUGGGCGACAGCGGCGCCACGCUCACUGCCGAUGGCGGAAUUACUUUCACCGCCGCCUCCUCCGACCCCAGGGUCGCUGACAUUUCCUCCCGUGGGCCGCUCUUACCGCCCAAUGCCACAACCCGCCCUCCGCUGCCAGCUAACGACAUUCUCAAGCCUGAUAUCAUCGGGCCUGGCGUUGACCUUGUAGCCGCUGCUCCCUCCAAGAAAAUCGAGAAAGACUACCAGAAUUUCCUGGCCGGGCAGGACCUGAACCGCGCGAAAAAGGAGUUCCCAGGGGCGUCUCUCUCCCCCUUGGCCGUGCGUAAUCUCAACCUGCCCACCAUCACGCUGGCUCGCCUGCAGGGCUCUCUUCAAGUCACCCGCACAGUCACCUGCGUUGGAAGCUCUGUGUCCACAUACACUGUAUCUGGGAGUCCGUCCCAGGGCGUCAGGGUGUUUGUAGGGCCUGGGAGAUUCACGCUUUCUCCGGGGCAGAAGGCGAAUUACACGCUUAUUGCCACGGUGGUAACACCCAGCAAUGGCUUCAAGUACGGGUUUAUUGUGUGGAAGGACGACAAGGGGCACAGCGUGCGCUCUCCUCUCGUGGUUCAGCCGAUUUCCCGCUAA
This is a messenger RNA of Closterium sp. NIES-65, 2583 nucleotides long. Lineage: Eukaryota; Viridiplantae; Streptophyta; Zygnematophyceae; Desmidiales; Closteriaceae. The record is from the annotation of a GenBank genome assembly.